Malassezia restricta is the source of this 1575-nucleotide messenger RNA. RefSeq names its product T-complex protein 1 subunit beta. The transcript is spliced from 2 exons. NCBI's taxonomy places the organism in Eukaryota, Fungi, Basidiomycota, Malasseziomycetes, Malasseziales, Malasseziaceae. Gene Ontology annotation, biological process: protein folding. The record is from RefSeq and is a predicted model, not a curated record. Bases 1 to 1575 code for a protein of 524 amino acids. Gene Ontology annotation, molecular function: ATP-dependent protein folding chaperone; ATP hydrolysis activity; ATP binding. Gene Ontology annotation, cellular component: chaperonin-containing T-complex; cytosol.
AUGUCCGCUCCUAUCUUUGCGCAAGAGGCUACGCAGGAGCGAGCUGAAAAUGCGCGCCUGUCGUCUUUUGUAGGCGCCUUGGCUUUAGGCGACUUGGUGAAGAGCACCCUGGGCCCCAAAGGAAUGAACAAGAUUCUGCAGUCCGUGGGCUCGACGGACAUUGUCGUGACGAACGAUGGAGCCACCAUUCUCAAGUCCAUCUACCUCGACAACCCCGCCGCCAAGAUUCUCGUCAAUAUUUCCAAGGUGCAAGAUGACGAAGUGGGCGAUGGCACGACGUCUGUGUGCGUCCUAGCCGCAGAGCUACUGCGCGAAGCCGAGCGGCUGGUGCAAUCGCACAUUCAUCCACAGGUAGUUGUGGACGGAUUUCGCAUCGCUAGCGAGGCUGCUCUUCGAGCUCUUGUGAGUGCUGCUCAAGAUCACAGUGCCGAUAAAGACGCUUUCCGGAACGAUUUGCUCAACAUCGCAAGAACGACACUGUCAUCAAAAGUUCUGUCGCAGGAUAAGGACUAUUUUGCCAACCUGGCUGUUGACGCAGUUCUGCGUUUGAACGGCUCGACAAACCUGGAGAAUAUUCAAAUCAUCAAAAAGCUCGGAGGCAAACUGACCGAUAGCUAUCUUGACGAAGGAUUUAUCCUCGAUAAAAAGAUUGCACCUGAUUCCAUCAAACGCCUGGAAAAUGCCAAAAUUUUGAUUGCCAACACAUCCAUGGACACCGACAAGAUCAAAGUAUUUGGUGCGCGUGUGCGUGUCGAAGGCACGAGCAAGCUCGCUGAAAUUGAGCGAGCCGAGCGCGAGAAGAUGAAAGCCAAAGUGGAACGUAUCAAGGCGCAUGGCAUUACGUGCUUUGUCAAUCGACAGCUUAUCUACAACUAUCCCGAGAGUCUUUUAACAUCUGCUGGCAUUAUGAGCAUUGAACAUGCCGACUUUGAGGGUGUGGAACGCUUGGCCUUGGUGACUGGCGGUGAAAUCGCCAGCACGUUCGACCGCCCAGAUUUGGUGCGUCUUGGCGAAUGUGCUUUGAUUGAAGAGGUCAUGAUUGGUGAGGACAAGCUGAUCAAGUUUUCGGGUGUCAAGGCGGGCGAAGCUUGUACUAUCGUUCUGCGCGGUGCCACGUCGCAAAUGAUUGAUGAAGCUGAACGUUCAUUGCACGACGCUCUGAGUGUGCUGAGUCAAACGGUGAAGGAGACACGCGUCACGUUGGGUGGUGGCUGCGCAGAGAUGAUUAUGAGCAAUGCGGUGGACGAAGAAGCGCGGCGAACAGCCGGUAAAAAGGCUUUGGCUGUCGAAGCCUUUGCCAUCGCACUGCGUCAGCUUCCAACAAUUUUGGCCGACAAUGCCGGUUUGGACUCUGCUGAUUUAGUGGCCAAGCUGCGUGCGGCACACCAUGAUGGCCACUGUGACCAAGGUCUUGAUCUGGAUCAAGGCACUUUGGCUUCGAUGGCCGACCUCGGUGUGACAGAGAGCUACAAACUUAAGCGCCAGGUGAUCAUUUCAGCGAGUGAAGCAGCAGAGAUGAUUCUGCGUGUCGACGACAUCCUACGAGCCACGCCACGUAAGCGCGAGGCGCACUAG